CGCUUUAAUUUGCUUCCAAGGAGUCAAGAAGAAGAAGCGCUAGAAGACCCGAAAACCGAAAUCAAAACAAAGUUUCUCUCUCAUUGAAAGUUUACUUUUUAUCAUAAAAAUGGAAGAUUACUCCUACAUUUGUGGAGAAUGCUUUGUGUUUUGCAACAACAUUGACAGUUUUAUUCAUCACGUUUGCCCUGGUAAUGUUGAGGGAGCCAAUACCCAAGAUAGAAGGAAUAUUAUCCAGAGAAAAGAUAAAAUUGAAUCAGGCUCUUCAUACCAUGAAGUUUCUGAGGUGGUUAAUACAAACUCGCCAGCUGUUCAGUGUGUGAAUGACCAGAUUGCUGGUCACACUACAACAAAUGUCAAAUCUACAGAUGGUUAUUUGUCGACUGGUCCAGAGUUCAGUGAUUUAGAUGGAACUGAAGAGGAAGAUGUUCCUGAAGGUGGUGUUGGGAAGAAAAGGAAAAAAUACCAAGCAAUGGCUGAUGAAUAUCGUGUUAAUCGAAUCAUGAGGGAUAAGGACUUCAAGCUUGGCAGAACUCACCUCUAUAACUUCAAAGAUACUUUAGGUGACUGGGAUGAACGUUCAACGAAGUUGCUGAUUCAUUUGAUUCAGAAGUAUCCAAAGAGUCACUUCUUGUUGCCUACAAGAGCUGAGAGAAGACUGAUUCAUUGGGAAAAUAUUCACCAAGAAAUGGAAACCGCUGGAUACACUUUUACAGUUUUGCAGCUACGCAUGAGGUGGAGGGAAGUUCUUCAGAAGUACAGAUGGACUGUAGACUACAAUGAUGCUCAUGAAAUCAAGAAGAAGUGCGAGUAUUUUGAUGAUAUGAAUGAACUGUUUGGGGACUGGGACAAAGAGUCAACAGAGUGUUUUCUAAAGCAGAUGCAUCAGUUGAGUCUGGAGAACCAGAAAAAAAAGAUCCUCAGAAUAGGAUAUGUUGGAUGGGAAAGGAUCACAGUUGCUCUGAAUGAUGAGGGACAUAGAUUUUCAAUUGAUAUGGUAGAAGCUAGAUGGAGAAACAUGGUCACUCUGUACAAGACAAUGGUGGAUCAUAAUGCUUUGCCAAAUGUUGAACCUCAGUCUGUUGCAUAUAAAGAUGACCUGGAGAAAAUUCUUAACUAUGUCCCCAAGCGAAGACAAAUAUAUGAAAAGGUGAAAGGACGAUCUGUGAAAAUGGAGCGUUUCCCCACCAGUGGAAUAAAGGUUCUAUUGCAAGCAUACAAAGAUCACAUGGACCAGUUUAUGGACACCAGAGUGAAGAAUACUGAAGUCUGGGAUGAAAUCAAGCAGAAGUUGCAUGAGGAAGGCUACGAAUACUCUACUAGUAAACUGAAGGAAAUCUUGAAUGGAAUCAUCAAAGGUUUUGAAAAAACCCAGCUACAUAACAGUUUGCCAGGAGCCAUUCGUCGGGAUGUCUCAUACUAUCGUGAACUCUCGGAAAUAUACGGGACCCAUGGACGAUGGCCUCAUGUUCAAACUUCAAGGACAGUUGACAUGAGGAUGAGAAGGAAGUUUCGCUUGAGGCUUCAAGCAAGUCAACAGUUAUGGUCUUCAGAAGAAUCAAGAGCAUUACUUGAAAUUUAUCCAGAUGUUCUUGAAGCUCACGUGAAUCAGAAUGUCAGCCAUCAUGCUAGUGAUCUUUGGUUGCAGGUGGCAAAAGCUUACACAGCUUCUGGUUUUCCAAAACGUGAUGUGCCAGAGAUUGCAGUACACAUUGGUCUCCUCCGCAUGGGGUAUUCACAGGGUAAUGCGUUUCCGUUCCUUGAAGAGAUGCGGAAAGUCAAAGAAACUGAAGAAGCAGUGUGCUAUAGUCCUGAUGUUUCAAAGUUUACCGGAGAUAUACAAAAGAACAGAUUCAUGAUCACUUCAAGACACUUAUCACCCAGUAUCGAACAAGAACGUCAAAGCUCUGGGCUGAAACAGAUUCGAACAGGAAGUCUUCCAAUCCAACUGGUGCUCCUUACCUUGAAAUUCUUGAAAAGGUGGUGCAGUUAAGGAGAAAGCUAUCUUUGAGUUGGACAUCAGGUGUGAUGCCAUUGAGCACUGAGGCCACAAGUGUUGUGUUUGAAGUAGCUUGCAAGGUAGGAGAGGAAAUGUUCCAAGAUAAUGUAUGCACAGAUGAAAAGAAAAUGAUACCAGAGCUUAUAAAUCAAAUCCAGUCUCAUAUCAGGACGAAGAAGCUCCUUAAAGUUAUUCCUAGAACGAGGCAGAUUCGUCUUCACUUAGUCUUGGCCCUAAGGAGAUUCCUUGAAGGCAAUGAAGAAAACUCACAUGUAGCAGAAUUACAUAAGUUGCUCAAGGCUGGUCAAAUGGAGAACUUCUUCAUGAAUCUUAAAAGACAAGAUGUGCCAGUGUCAAGUGCAAGAUCACUUAAGAAGGGGAGGAGACUUAAGUCAUCAAGAAAACCAGCAGGAAAAAGGCAAAGGCAGCUAGAAUGUGAGAAUUUUUUAUCAGACAGCAACUCUUCUGAUGCCUUAGACUCGAGUUUAGCAGAGCACAGUAAAUCAGCACAUAAGAGAAGUAAACACAAUGUGGAUGAAGCUGAUAAGGAAAGCAGUGCUUCAUGUGCAGAACACAGCAGUGAGAAGUUGUUGGGUGCUGUUGAAACUGGUAAGGGCUCUGCUGCAAGUCAGUCAGUUAAGUCGACAAAUAGUGAGUUGAUAGAGGUUCCUGUUAGAAUGAGAACUGAUAAUUUUGGAAAAGGUAAACUUAGUUUUGGAGAUAAAUCAAAGAAUCUUAUUAAUGCUAAAGUUACAACUACCGGGGUAAUUAGCAGAAAGAAGGAUAUCAAUUGUGAUGUAUCGACCUGCUCUAAACCUGUGGUUAGUUUUCCAGAAUCUGAGAUGUGUAUUGUUGUAGAUCAUGACUGUAAAUUAGAACAGGAAACCCCAGGUAUUUUUGAAGAAGGAGAACACCCUGAAUUCUCAAGACCAUCUACAUCGGGUUGUGGUGUAGAUGUCUUGAACACCAAGUGUCCAAAUGAAGAUUUUAGUGGUGAAAUGGUUGAAGGAAAAAUCGGCACAGGAGUACGAACUAAAGUCAUUCGCACACGCUCUGGGAGAAAGACAAAAUUUACCUUCUUUUCUAAUUCUCUGAGUGAUAAUGUAGAUGACGAUUGUGAAGUGAAUUCCCCUGAAACUUCAUUCAAGCAGAAAAUUGCUGAAGAAGAAAUUGAGCUCAAAGAUAAAAGUACACAGUGUGGCAUAAAUGUAUCUGUUAAGAGGAAGAGAGGAAGACCAAGGAAAUCAACGGAAUCUUUAAGUCAGGGUGUAGCAGUAAACAUUGAAAAUAAAAAAUUAGCAUUAAAACCAAGACAGCAUGUUGCUUCUCUUUCCAACAGUAAUACUGUUAGUCAGAUGUAUGAAAAGAAGAUUGCAAAUGUUGAAGAUUAUGAUUGUCAAUUAAGUGUGAUUCUUGAAAGACAGAGGUUGGAGAGAAAAGAGAGAGAAAAUGCAUUGCUUAGCAUUCUGGAAAAGCGUCACAGAAAUGAAGACACAGUAUUGCAACAGAUGAUGAAUAUUUUUCAGAAUAUGAAGAGAAUUGUAGAGAAAAAAAGGGCUAAAAGCUGACACUAAAUUCGUAUGCAAUAAAACAGUAGGAAUUUUAUAGAAAAAAGUGGGAAUUGGCUUCAGAAAGUGAAAGCACGAUUACUUCAUUGAAACAAAUAAUUUGUAGAUCUGCAAAGGAGUUGAGUGGAAAGAAACUAAGAGUCAAUCGAAGAAUGAAUUAGGGUUCAAAGCUAAGUAACAGACCGUAACGAUCUCUACGGAAAGUGCACCUUUCAUGACUGUGUAAGUAAUAUUAUUUGGAAGUAAGGAGUAUGUGCCUGAUUUUAAGUCCUAAAUGUGAAUGUUUUGAUAAAUUAGAUAAUGUUAAUUAAUGGUCAAAAUUAGAUAGAUGUUAAUCAAUGGUCAAGUUGUUAAAAUAAUGUUCAGGUUUAUAUCACAUGCCAACUCACAUGUGGGUGUCAUUAUCCAUUGCAAUGCACACCAGACUUCUGAGACCUGUUAAAGGUUAUAUGCAUUGAUUUUUAAAUGGGACUAAUAGCUCUGUGCCUGUGUCCUGCAGGAGCUUUUGUGGCAACUACAGUAUACUGACCAGACCCAGUUUUUUUUAAUUUAACUGAUUGAGAAACCAGCAGUGCUAAUGAACAGGUUCAUUAUUAGCAUUCAACAGUGAUCACCCAUCCGAGUUUGGACCAAAUCCAACAUUGCUUUACCUUACUGUUCGGGAGACUGGCAUUGUAACAAAAAUUAAAAUUUAUACAUAAAUUAUCAUCAAAAUUAUUUAACAUUGGUGCUAUGCAAGGUAUCCCUUAAUUGGGUUUAUCAUGAAAUGAGUUUUCUCCCCUUUCCUGUCUUGUGCACCUUCUGCUUAAAUUCUUAAUGAUUUUAAGUCAUCAUUCUUCAUCUGUGACCUUUUUCCACCCUUAGGGACAUCUUCUGGUCUCAUUCAUGCUCUCUCCAUCUACUAUUCUAAGAGGUCCUCCUCAUUUCUUAGUGCGUAUUUGAAUAAUUCCAAUCUUAAAGAUCUUGUUUUCCAUUCACUCGGCACCACAUCUCCAGAACUUCCUCAUUUGUAGCAGGAUUAUCUUACACCAUUGUGGCCAUAAAUCUUACCAUUCAUUGAAUUGUUACUGUUCAAAUUCAACUGUAUUUCCUUUGUCACUUGCUAUGAUUGAUUAAUGGGAUAUUUUUUUUUACCUACCAGAAGUUCAGCAAUGUUUACUCUUCAUUCAAACUUUUGCUGAUCUUUCUCUUAAUGGCCGUUCAGUAACUUUUCAAAAGUCAAUUAUGUCACCAAGAAAACUGAAACAUUCUGCUUAUACCCGAGUAUUUUAAGUUUUAUAAAAAAUGCAUUUACUCAUGAAAAUAAGAAAGUACAGUAAUUAGUGAGUAUUUCUCUAUGAAAAAUAUCGCAAAUAGGUGAAUUUUCCGUUAAUGUGUAUAUAUGUUCCAUUGAAAAAUCUGUGAAUAGGCGAGUCCACAAAUCUGGAACUGCAAAUAGCGGGGGUUGACUGUGCUUUUAUAGAUAUGUACUACCAUAAAAGAUUCCCACUUGGAACUUUGGUUUCGUUUAAGUGUCACCCUAACUCGGUGGACUUACAUUGCUUAAUUUGGAUGAUAUAUAGGGCUUAGUUUUUCCAUACCUCUGAGUCUUGAGUAUACUCUUCUCAGGCUGGAUUAAUCCCGAGAAAAAAAAAAUUUAGGACUUCAUUUAAGAAACCAAUUUUAUUUUUAAAAACGAUGAAGUUGUUAAUUGAAAAUCUUUGCUUUCAGUAAGAAUAUUUUUCAUUUUUGAAUUCCUUAGAUAAAUUGAUCUUUGUUGAGUCCAGUUUGGGCAUUCAACAAGUAAAUGUUGCACUGUCGUGGGUGCUUGACAUCUAUUACACUUCAUUGGGUCAGCAUGUGGUUUCGACAUAAAAGUGACCAUGCGAGAAUCUUGUGUCCUAUACGGAUCCUUGUUAUGAUUACCAAAAAAUACCUCUUUUUGAUAUUUCUUUUUGUGAAGAUGUCCUCCAUGCAUACACUUCAGUUUUUAUACUUUUAAGCUUAUUUGUGGUUGGCACCAAAGACCAUUCUCUUUUCCAAUCUUGGUAUAUCAAUGGUUUGACAGAUGUUAUCCAUUCUGACACUGGGGCAUAUGUAACUGUUGGAGGGAUAGUGCAGGCUAAUUUGGCAGCAGAGUCUGCAUUUCCAUUUCCUUUUAUUCCCACGUGUGCUGGAAUCCAACAUAUUUCCAUUGAUAAUCCUGAUUAGAGGAGUUGAUGAAUUUUUGUUUGUAUUUCUUGUACUAUUUGGUUUACUGGUUUACAGUGGACCCCCGUCUUCGCAUUCUACGGAUUCGUGGACUCGCACAUGCACAUUUUUCUCUCUGGAACGUUUCCCCGCAGUAUUUGGGGAAAAUUAGCAUAUUCGCGGUAUUUUUCUAUGAGAAAUAUCCACAAAUUCCUGGGUUUUUUUUUAUCAAUUUCAUCAUAAAAUGCACUUUUGUGAUAAAGCUAUUAAAAAAACCUGGUAUACAAAUUUGUAGCAGGUUUUUCUUGAGAUUUAACUACCCAAAUAGGAGGUUUUAAGCAUUUUUAUAAGGGUUCCAACUAUUUGCGGGUUCUAACUAUUCAGGGGGGGCGGGUCUGGUACGCAUCCCCACGAAUACGGGGGACCACUGUAUAAUGACUUAUAGCAUCUAUAACACUACACGAGUCACUGAAAAUAAUAGACGGACUUGGUAUUUUCUCAGAUAUUAUAUCGAGCCAUUUGUAUGGCUGUGAGUUCGGCAGUAAAUACUAAUGAUAUUAAAGGUAGGCUUCUUUUGAUUAGGGUAAUAUAUUUUUCGAAUGAGGUAUGGAUGCAGAUACAGAAGACUCUUGCCGUAAGCACAUGUAUUAACAACCUGGAUUAGCUGUUAUGGGUACUUUUUGUUAAUAACCUAACUUUUUUUAUCACUCAGCUGUCUGGGGAAUUGUACUGACAGUCAGAUGCUAAACCCAGAACUUAAUGUUACAGCUUUGGAGAUUGACAUUUGUGUUGUGAGGAUUAUUUUGAUAAAGCACCAUUAGUCUCAUUAUUCCUUGUAACCACAUGUACAGUUGGAGCCAUUACUUAAGAAAUAGAUUUGAAACUACUCAUUAGCUUACCUAUAUGUACAAUUUUAGCUUCUUUUGUGAUUGGAUUUAGUUAAUUGUGCAGUCUCUGUAAAAGCACAGGAGCUACCAUAUUUUCAUCAUGUUUUUUCAUGUGUUUAUUGAUUUAAUACUAUAAAUAUUUGAAAUCUGCCUUAUUCUUAAUAUUAUAUAAUUAUAAAAGUAGCUGUAAGUUUAUAACAAAUGUACUCCCUUCAGCAUUCGUGGGACAAUCUAGAAGUGUACUCCUUCCCUCCAUUCUGCCUGGUCCGUCAUGUCAUGAACUGAUUGAUGGGGUCCAGGAAUCUCAGGAUGACCCUGGUAGCAAUUUUGUGGCCCCAAGCAGAGUGGUUCCUGGACCUUCUGUCUUCUCUUGGCAGUUCUGCGAGAAGUUCCCACUUGACACAACCUUCUCUGCCAACCUCAUGUGAGAAGGCACCAUCCAUCAGUAGGGUCCAGUAGGGUCCCUAUCUCCUCAUAGCUGGAGGCUGUCCAGCAUCUCUUGUGAGCAAGAGGCUUUCCUUGCAGAUCAGUGACUCAAAUGUCUGGCUACCUCAGGAGAUCUUUGUCAGCUGUGUACCAGGGCAAGUGGGCUGUCUACUGUGAUUGGUGUCAUCGAUGGGGUUUCUCUCCACCUGGAACUUCUGUUCAUCAGAUAAUGGAUUGUCUGACCUUUUACAGAACUGAGAAGCAUCUUUCCAUGUCUGUUAUCAAAGGCUACAGGGCUGCCUUGAGAUUAGUUCUUUGUCUAUAAGUCUUGGACAUCACUUUAUCAUGGGAGAUCUUUAUGUUGUUCAAGAGCUUUGAACAGUCUUGUUCACCUAGAGAACUCAAACCUCCUACAUGGGAUCUUACUAUGCUUCUGAGUAGUCUCACUCGGGCUCCAUACAAACCACUACGUCAAUCGUCAGACCGGGCAACGACUUUAAAAGUUUUCCUCCUGGACUUGACUUUCUUGAAGAGAGUUGGAGAGCUUCAUGGCCUAUGUUAAGAUGUUAAACACACCAGGGGUUGGGGGUCUUGUAGCCUUCAAGUUUGCCCGGAAUUCAUGGCUAAGACAAAAUCCCUCGGUUCAUGAUGACAAAUUUGCCUCAUUUUGACACCUUUUCUAAAGGAAUUUGUUGAUAGCGAUCCUCGAGUUGUUGCUUUGUCCCAUCAGAGCACUGUGUUGCUAUCUAAAAUGGACUUGUCACCUAAGACCUAGGUGUUACAGACUUUUUGUAAGCACAGGCCAAACCAAGAGAGAAGUGUCCAAGAAUACCACUUCUUUUUGGCUUCGUGAGGUGAUUAGACAAGCCUACUCCUCACCUUCAAGUUCCUCUCAGGCCUAUAAGAAGAACUUGUCUGUUCAUAGGAUUUUAAAUGCUGGUUCAAGGCUUUGGCAGACCACUUUCACUUUCUUUUACCUCAAGGAUAUUGCCCACAGGUCCUUGAACACUU
This is a messenger RNA of Macrobrachium nipponense, 8060 nucleotides long. RefSeq lists its product as uncharacterized. The record is from RefSeq and is a predicted model, not a curated record. NCBI's taxonomy places the organism in Eukaryota, Metazoa, Arthropoda, Malacostraca, Decapoda, Palaemonidae.